AGGGUUUUUCUGGAGGAAAAAGGCUCUUUGUUUGGGUUUAAACAUGUCUAAAGUGGAGAUGCUGAGGUGUUUCAUCAGCAGGCGGCUCUCUGCGGCCGCUGAGGAGAUCUGUGAGGUGUUUGAGAGAACCAUAGCAGAGUAUGAGAGGAACCUAGAGCUCAGUUCAGAGGAGAACCUGAGGCAGAAGAAGCUGCUGCAUGCUGUCUACAACCCGGAAGUCCAGUUACACACUGCAGACGUCCAGCAGCUGUUGGUGGUUACAGAAGAGUCUAGUGCUGAGCAGCAGGAGUGGAGCUCCAGUCUGGACCAGGAGGACCCAGAGCCUCCUCUCAUUAAAGAGGAACAGGAGGAACUCUGGAGCAGUCAGGAGGGAGAGCAGCUUCAAGGCCUGGAGGAGGCUGAUGACGAGUUCCCUUUCACUUCUGUCCCUGUGAAGAGUGAGGAAGACGAGGAACCAGCCGCUCAAUCCUCUGAACCUGAGACGGUUGUCGGCAGUGAUUGGGAGGAGACUAAGGAACCUGGGUCAGGUUCAAACCCUCUAAAGAACAACAAAGUACCCGUUUGUGAUAUUAAAUGUCAUACUGGGAAAAAAUCAAGUAGCAAACGUUUCAGCUGCUCAGUUUGUAGAACAAGUUUCGGUACCAGCGGCAAUUUGUCUCAACACAUGAGAAUCCACGCCGGGCAGAAACCGUGUAGCUGUUCAGUUUGCGGCAAAAGAUUUUCCCGGAAGUCCUCCUUAAUGACUCACAUGAGACUUCAUUCAGAUGGAAACCAUUUCAGCUGCUCAGUUUGUAAAACAAGAUUCGGUUCCAGCAGCAAAUUGGUCAUACACAUGAGAAUCCAUACUGGGGAGAAACCAUUUUGUUGUCCAGUUUGCAGCAAAAGAUUCGCAAUACACGGAAAUCUGAGACGACACUUGAAAGUCCACACAGGGGAGAAACCAUUCAGUUGUUCAGUUUGUAGUAAAAGAUUCACUCAAAAGGAACACCUGAGACAACACUUGGCUGUCCACACUGGGGAGAAACCAUUCAGUUGUUCAUUUUGUAGUAAAAGAUUUACACAGCAUAGUAAUCUGAGACGGCACCUGGCUCUCCACACUGGAGAAACCAUUUAGUUGUAGCGUUAGCAAAAAAGAUUUACACGACUCUGUUUUGCCAAACAUCAAAAGUGAAUGAGCAGAAAAAAUGAAGCUGCAGAGAUUCUUGUUCAGACACUUUUUUUCAAGGAGGACUGAAGUAGACCUGGUUCAACACUGAUCAGCUACAAACUGUCAGACUCAAAGCUACUACGAGGGACUUUCAUUUAGUGUUGAUUCUGGCGGUCCCUGUGGACGUAAGUGGUAGUGUUUCUGAGCACCAGAGUCCCUUUAGAAAUCCUCUCAUUUUACUGCAGCAGGGUCUGACAGUCUGACCCGCUCAGUCCUGGUUCUGGUUCUCCAGUGCCUCCCUUCCCUCCAGCGGGUCCAGCUAUACGUCCUGGGUCUCCAGCAGCGUGGUGUCGGUGUUGACUCCCAGCGGGGGUUUAUUUGGUCAAAUCACAAACCUUAAGACAAACUCUGAUUUUUCCCCGUUGCAUUUUUAAGAAUGGGCAUCUUAAGACUGGUCUGCAGGUUUACUACAGAAGCUUUGUGAACAAACCUCCAACCACCAAAACAUUGGAACAGGAAAACACAAUGUGUGGAACCAUUAAGAGGAUAUUUUUCUGCUUUCCAGCUCAAUUUUAUUUACUUUUGGGUUGUUCAAAUUAAAAAAAAAAUGCAUCAUGUUUUAGAAGCUCUCUAUAUGUUUUAAGUACAAAGUAGUAGUAACUAAAGUUGUCACAUAAAUGUUGAGUAUUUAGGGAGGGAUGGUGACAUCUGUAGUUCUGCUGGUCGCUUUACAGAUUUAGAUUUUACAUCAGAGGAAAACAAUGAAACAUUUAAUUACGAC
Anoplopoma fimbria (sablefish) is the source of this 1928-nucleotide messenger RNA. Its product is annotated as zinc finger protein 572-like. NCBI's taxonomy places the organism in Eukaryota, Metazoa, Chordata, Actinopteri, Perciformes, Anoplopomatidae. Gene Ontology annotation, biological process: regulation of transcription by RNA polymerase II. Gene Ontology annotation, molecular function: DNA-binding transcription factor activity; RNA polymerase II cis-regulatory region sequence-specific DNA binding. The transcript has 2 exons. The record is from RefSeq and is a predicted model, not a curated record. Bases 44 to 1114 code for a protein of 356 amino acids.